Messenger RNA from Exophiala aquamarina CBS 119918, 1122 nucleotides. Its product is annotated as mesaconyl-C4 CoA hydratase. The coding region runs from base 1 to 1122 and encodes 373 amino acids. Gene Ontology annotation, molecular function: (3R)-hydroxyacyl-[acyl-carrier-protein] dehydratase activity. Lineage: Eukaryota; Fungi; Ascomycota; Eurotiomycetes; Chaetothyriales; Herpotrichiellaceae. Gene Ontology annotation, cellular component: mitochondrion. The transcript has a single exon. The record is from RefSeq and is a predicted model, not a curated record.
AUGAAAACUUUGAUCCGCACAUACCCGGUCCAUAUGAGGCCGUCGUCUUCUGCGAGUUCACGGCUCCUCGUGCAGCAUCGGAAGCUUUCCUCAUCGAGACACAGGAGCUCGGCAGGGGAUUCUCGAGCUGUUGCGGACGCAUUCCUCAACAAGUUUUCCAACGGUCAGACAUUUAUUCGCAGGCAGUUACUCGACGCUAAUCAGCUACGGCUAUUUUCGCUAACCUUGGAUCGUGCCCAUCUAUGGCCCAGCUCGACUCGCUCCUCCAAGACUUUGGAGGAAGUUGAGCCGCCUUCCGGCACGCCCAUACCGCCGGGGUACCAUCUUAUCUAUUUUACUCCAGCACAGUUGCCUGGUAUUCUGGGCCGGGACGGGACAGAUGCCUCCUUCAACCCAGAGUCCCCCUUUACGAGACGGAUGUGGGCAGGGGGUUCAUGCCACUGGCCUGGAGCCGUUCCAAAUUCGACCCCAACGCUCUUGAGAGUCGGCGAUAUUGCCACCGAGGUGACCAAGGUCCUGAGCUGUGAGCCCAAGGUGAUCAAAAAGACUGGCGAGAGCAUGCUGGUCGUGGGGGUCGAGAAGGAAUUCAGAAACGGCAAAGACGAGCUUUGCGUGCUCGACCGGCGCAAUUGGGUGUUCAGACCGGAGCUUGACCCAGACAAGCCCGCUUCAUUAGUGCCAAAGCCUCCUGAGUUGUCGAGCGCCGACCUUGACGAGGCGGCCAAGGGAAAGAUCGUUCGAGAGUACACCCGUAGCGAGGCGACGCUAUUCCGAUUCUCCGCCCUGACGUUCAACGCACAUCGGAUCCACUACGAUAAGCCUUGGGCAACGGAGGUGGAGGGCCAUCGGAACGUGGUGGUCCAUGGGCCAAUGAAUCUAAUUGCCAUCCUAGAUCUAUGGCGUGAUGAAAGCGUCAGUCAGGACCAAGGGGUGGAGUCGAUGGCGCGAGAUAAUGUGCUGUUCCCUCAUAGUAUCGAGUACCGAGCGACCAACCCCGUGUAUGCAGGGGAGGCAUAUCGAGUGGUAAUGGACGAGGCAGCCGUUGGGAAGAGGAAGGCGGAAGUGCAAAUUGUCAGCAAUGACGGGACAGUGUGCAUGAAAGGGACAGUGAAUGGUUGGUGA